Messenger RNA from Vicia villosa (hairy vetch), 3669 nucleotides. Its product is annotated as phosphatidylinositol 4-phosphate 5-kinase 1-like. Bases 348 to 2480 code for a protein of 710 amino acids. The record is from RefSeq and is a predicted model, not a curated record. The transcript has 8 exons. Lineage: Eukaryota; Viridiplantae; Streptophyta; Magnoliopsida; Fabales; Fabaceae. Gene Ontology annotation, biological process: phosphatidylinositol metabolic process. Gene Ontology annotation, molecular function: 1-phosphatidylinositol-4-phosphate 5-kinase activity; ATP binding.
CCUUGUUCCACCUAGAAAAAGAAAAAGAGAGAAAAUAUCAAUAGCUGUUGGGUUAAAAGUAAACAAAAACCGUAGAAAAGGAUACCCUCGCAUAGAUCCCUAUGAAUCCAUUCCAUCAAACCAAAUUUUAGGUACCGACGAACCACACAACCACUACUUCUACACUACCAAAAAAAAAUUCACGUGGAAUCCAAUUAGUACAACACACUACCCAACUUUGGUAAUGUUCGUAUUAGCAUUUUCUCAAACAUUGUGCAUUCAACAACUACAACAAUAACAACAGUAACAGUAAAUGUCUCUUCCGCCGUAGUAAGUACUAAACCGACGGUUAGAGAAACAAAAUCACAAUGCAAGAGACGCUGUUAAAUGUUUCAGAGCUACAACACCUUCAAGAGACUAAUAAUGCUAAGAAGAACAAAUCAGAGGAUAUGGAAGUGGUAGUGGUUGCAGCACCGUGCCGUCGACCACCGCGGACACGGCGCGUGUCGCCGACGACGGUGGAGAAGGAGCUUCCGAAUGGUGAUGUGUAUAGUGGAAGCUUGUCCGGGAACACGCCGCACGGGAAAGGGAAGUAUGUUUGGUGUGAUGGGUGUAUGUAUGAAGGUGAAUGGAAGAAGGGAAAAGCGUGGGGGAAAGGGAGGUUUUCGUGGCCUUCAGGGGCGACUUAUGAAGGUGAGUUUGUUUCUGGGAGGAUGGAAGGUUCUGGAAGUUUUGUUGGUGUGGAAGGUGAUACGUAUAGAGGUAGUUGGGUUUGUGAUCGGAAGCAUGGGUUUGGUGAGAAAUGUUAUGCGAAUGGGGAUGUGUAUGAGGGAUGGUGGAGGUUCAAUUUGCAAGAUGGGGAAGGGAAGUAUAUGUGGAAGAACGGGAAUGAGUAUGUUGGAGAGUGGAAAUGUGGAGCUAUAUCGGGGAAUGGGAUGUUGAUGUGGAAGAAUGGUAACCGGUAUCAAGGUUGUUGGGAUAACGGUGUGCCGAAGGGGAAAGGUGUGUUUACGUGGCGCGAUGGGAGUGUUUCGGCUGGGAAUUGGGGGAAUGAGGAAGAGAGGAAUGUGAAUAAGAGAGUUUCUGUUUCUGUGUCUGUGGAUGGUUCUAAGAGUGUGGUUUUUCCGAGGAUUUGUAUUUGGGAACUUGAUGGGGAAGCUGGUGAUAUUACUUGUGAUAUUGUUGAUAAUGUGGAGGCGUGUAUGUUUUAUAGAGACGGAAGUGAAUCGGAGAAUGGUGGUGGAGAUGCAGGGUUGUCGCAGAAGAGUCCUUGUUAUUCGCUUGAUGGGGAUGUUAAGAAACCUGGUUUUACUGUUUCUAAGGGGCAUAAGAGCUAUGAUUUGAUCCUUAAUCUUCAACUGGGUAUUAGAUAUUGUGUUGGGAAGCAUGCUUCGGUGCCUCGAGAACUUAGGUCAGGAGAUUUUGAUCCAAAGGAGAAGUUCUGGACGAGGUUCCCUCCGGAAGGCUCAAAGUUUACGCCUCCGCAUCAAUCGGUGGACUUCAGGUGGAAAGACUACAAUCCAGUGGUGUUCAGGCAUCUUAGAGAAUUAUUCGCUAUAGAUCCGGCUGAUUACAUGCUUGCGAUUUGUGGCAAUGAUACACUGAGGGAAAUGUCUUCGCCUGGCAAAAGUGGAAGCUCCUUUUACCUCACUCAAGAUGACCGAUUUAUUAUCAAGACCUUGAAGAAGUCUGAAGUCAAGGUGCUGAUCAAGAUGCUUCCUAGUUACUAUCAGCAUGUUUCUCAGUACAAGAACUCGCUGGUUACCAAGUUCCUGGGAGUUCAUUGUGUCAAACCUAUUGGAGGUCAAAAGACUCGGUUUAUUGUAAUGGGAAAUGUGUUUUGUUCGGAGUAUCGGAUUCAUAAGCGGUUUGACCUUAAAGGUUCUUCUCAUGGCCGUACAACCGAUAAGCCCCAUAAGGAGAUUGAUGAGACUACUACUCUUAAAGACCUCGAUCUUAGUUAUAUCUUUCGCCUGGAGAAAUCUUGGUUUCAAGAGCUUAAAUGGCAACUUGAUAAAGACUGUGAGUUCCUGGAAGCAGAGGGAAUAAUGGACUACAGUUUUCUCAUUGGCCUUCAUUUUCGUGAUGAUUACUUAACCGAUGAAAUGAAAAAUUCACCUAAUGACUUGAGUUCAGGCAAGAGAGACAUACAAAAUGAUGACAUGCAGGACAUGAGGUGGAUACCCAUAGGCAGGGGACCUCUAAUCCGGCUGGGAAUAAACAUGCCAGCAAGAGCUGAGAGAGUGUGUAAAGCUGGAUUGGAUCAGCAGCACACUGGAAGUAGCAAAUUAACCUCUUCAGAGAGUAGUGGUGAGAUCUCUGAUGUAAUCCUAUAUUUUGGCAUCAUUGACAUUCUCCAAGACUAUGAUAUUAGCAAAAAGCUAGAGCAUGCAUACAAGUCACUACAAGUGGACCCCGCCUCAAUCUCAGCCGUUGAUCCCAAGCUAUAUUCCAAAAGGUUUAGGGAUUUCAUACACAGAAUCUUUGUAGAGGACAAAUGACAACAUGGUUGGAGAGAGGCAAUAGGUGAAUUGAACCAGGACACACAUUGGUGAAAUGAAGCCUUGCUUAUUGCUAUUGAUGGCUAAAUUUUUCUCAUAGCCAUUGCAAUGCAAUGCAUCAUAGGGCAUGUGAUGAGAUUUAUUUAUUUCUUUAUGUUAUGGUUAUGGAAAAGGGUAUAGGGAAAAUAGAAAAAUGUGUAUGCAUGUGGAUUAUGGAGUGGGAGGGAUUCAAAUUUGACCAAGGUGGUGGGGUAAAUAACUGUACAUACAGUCAAAGAUGGACACAAUGAAAUUGAAUGAAAUGAUGAAUGAAUGAAUGAGUUAACAUCUUUGGUUGGAUUGGAUUGGAGAGAGAUAAAAAGUUGAUGAUUUGCCUGGUGAGCAAGAAAGAAAAGUUCCUACAGAGGACCCCUCAUUCUGUCAGUUUCUAGCUUUCUCUGCUGUAUCAGUAUGCAUUCAAAUGGGUGUUUUCUCACUUUUGCAGUGAGUAAAGCAUAAAGCAUGAAAAGAAGAGAAAGAAAGAGUUGGGUGUUUCCUUGGUUAAUGUUCUUUCUUUGUCACUCUAUAACCAAGUUUGAAAAAGCAUAAUGACAAUAAUACAAGAGUAUGUACUUUUUGCUUCUUUUGAACAAUACCAAUAAACGAUCAACGCGACAAAGCAAUAAAUUUGGGCACGUAAUAUGAAUCGGUUUGGUAUGUGAGAGCGAUGGCUAUCUAUGCUUUUUGUGCUUUUGAAUUUUAAUAAUCCAAAGGUUCAACAAACUUGGCAUAAAAGAGAGGCCUACGCAUUCGGUAUAAAUAAUAAAAAAGUUUUUCCAACAAAAAAGCAAGUUUGGUUAAUACAUUGGGAGGAGAGAUGAGAUUUUAAUGGAGUGGAAAGGGAGAGAAGGUGAAAGAUUUUAAAAUAGUGUUUAGUUGAAUGUUGGGGGUGACUAACACGAGUCUACUCUUAGUUUAUACAGGUUUAAGUUAGAUAAGAUUUUUUUUUUUUUAAUAUAGAAGGUCUAGGUUUUUUCCAGGCAAUUUCUUUUUCUAUUUUUAUGGUGUGAUUCAUACAUUUGAAAACUCCAAAUUGUCUUUAGAAUUUUUUGGAGAUGCAUCUUCGAAUGCAUUUUAUCCUGUUUUUGUCAAAAAUUGGUUGGGAGAUGCAUCUUCGAAAGUUAUGGACAUUUUUGCAUUUUUACCAAGG